GUCACUACUCACUAAUCACUUGUUGUAAUAUACGUUUAUAAUUUACUUAUCAAUUUAUGAAUAAUUGUGAAUUAAAAGUUACACAAUUUCCGUUAACUUACUUAGUAGAGUAUUCAAAUAACCUUUUAAAACAGGUACACAAAUAUAAAUGAAUAUUCUAUUGUGUCGCAACUUCCGUCUAGGUAUCAAUAAAAUAUCCAAUAAAGUAUCCAAGAAAAUGGCCAAGCGUGAUAAGUUUGACAACAUAGUGUGGUUUGAUGGAGAGAUGACUGGCUUAGAUGUAGAUAAACAAACAUUGAUAGAAGCUGCUGCAAUUGUAACAGAUGGACAUUUAAAUAUUAUAUCUGAAAGUGUAAAUAUAGUUAUUCACCAACCUCUUGAAGUUUUGGAAAACAUGGAAGAUUGGCCCAAAAAACAUCAUGCACUGAGUGGUUUAACAGAAAGUUGCAAAAAAAGUACCAUAACUCUUGAGCAAGCUGAUCAAAUGCUAUAUGAUUUUGUUAAGCCGUUAACAAUUAAAGGAAGAUGUGCUUUAGCUGGUAAUUCUAUUUACAUGGACAGAAUGUUUAUUAGAAAGUAUUUACCAAAACUAGAGAGUCAUUUGUCUUAUCGAUUGAUAGAUGUUUCUUCUGUUAAAGAGCUGCUAAAGCGAUGGGAUCCUAAUUCCUUAAAUUCUGCUCCACAGAAGAUGUUGAAACACCGCGCUUUAGAUGAUAUUAAAGAAAGUAUAAAUGAGCUCUUAUACUAUAAAAAAUACUUCAAGCUUUAGUAGCACUACAACUAUCCAAAUUGUAACAAUUUGUUUUUCUUAUUUAUUUUGACCAUCAAAUUGAAUUCCCUCAACUUUUGUAUAACUUAAAUAGUGUGUAAACUAUUGAAACAAUUGCUAAAAUAUUUGGUCGAUUUUCAACUGACAAUAAACUGGUGAAAACCCAUUACAUCAAACUCUUGGUUCUUACUUAUUUUUUAGUUUAUGGCAUGUGUGAUUCCAUAGCCGCUCAUUUAAAAGACAAACUGAUGAAAUUAAAUUCAAGCUUUUAUCUACUAAUACGCUCUCAUACAAUGUUGUCUCAUAAACUCUACUUCUAAUAUAGCAGCUCCUUUUUGCCAAACAAUUGUACAGUUCUUUUUAGUAUCUCUUAAGUUAUAAUUUCUCAGUAAUUACAUUUGAAGGAUACAGGGCAAAAAUUAAAAAGAGUCACUUUUUUUUAAUGCUUUUUAAAAUGCUGUGUGCCAAAACUAAUAAUUACAAAAGUGAAUUUUUGGGGUUUUCUCGUGUGUUUUACAUGAUAAAUUAAUGCCAACAUGUUUUUUCAAUUUAUAAAGAGUUAUACACAGAUUUAUUACAAUUUUUCAUAAUGAUAAUAUAAGUAGUUUUGUGUUAAACUAAUAUUCGUUUAAUAGUUUUCUACAUGUAUAAAUUGUUUACAUAAUAAACCUGUCUUUUUUAUACGACUAUUGACUACAAAUUAUAACAUGAAUGAAUAAAAAAAGCCUUAUGUUUGUAUAACUAUUAAAAAUAUUAGUGACCUAUUUAGUAGCAUCAUAGAUCAAAUAAUAUGUAAUAUUUUUAUUUAACAUACGGUAAUAAUAAAUUACAUUACUUAAAA
This is a messenger RNA of Adelges cooleyi (spruce gall adelgid), 1610 nucleotides long. RefSeq names its product oligoribonuclease, mitochondrial. The record is from RefSeq and is a predicted model, not a curated record. Gene Ontology annotation, cellular component: mitochondrion. The coding region runs from base 149 to 769 and encodes 206 amino acids. Lineage: Eukaryota; Metazoa; Arthropoda; Insecta; Hemiptera; Adelgidae. The transcript has 7 exons. Gene Ontology annotation, molecular function: nucleic acid binding; 3'-5'-RNA exonuclease activity.